CGAACGAUGACCUCUUUAAAAUUCACUGUUGGACUCGCCGAUGCUGGGGAUUCCAAACACCGUGCUGCUAAGCGCGUUAUCAUUCAUGCAGAUGUCUUAAAGGUCUCUAAGUUGUGUUCCGGUGAUGUUGUUGCUCUAUGUCAAGUCGACAACACUGCAAACAAGCACAUUGCGGUUGGAGUUUUGUGGCAGUCUCUGGACAUACCUCAAAAUAGCAUCCUCAUAUCUCGAUCCCUUCUUCUUACGGCGCAUGUAACAGAGGGUAGCCGGAUCCAGAUAUUCCCCCUGUCAGGGAAGCCUACCGGUGGUACUACUAACUGGCUACCUUCACUGCAGAAUGUCCGUGAGGCCAAAUUCGUUCGCUUGAGGGAAAUUCCGGCAGAAAAUGCGGAAGGCCAAUCUUGUCCAGUUCUGCUUGAAAGUCGAGGAGACAAAAAGCGUCGAGACUGGCUCGCAUUAUUCUUACGCGAACAUCUUGUCGGAUUGAAAUUCUUGUUGACCACUCAAGUGGUAGAAGUUUUAUAUGAGGGAAAUUUUCGAAGGUUCCGUGUCGAAACAGUCUCGGAAAAACCAAGCGCCGGCGGCAUCAUUUGCGCGCUAUCGAAUGACGUCGAACGCUUAACUGUCGGUCCAAAACUGCUCUGGCUGACGGGGUGGGACACCACUGUCCACAUAUUGGAUGCAGAAAAAAUUGACGCGGCUCCUCGUACCCGCCAGCUCGCGGAGUCCCUCCAUAACAACCCAGCACCCGACGCGUACGCUACGGUGGGCGGUCUGGACGAAACCAUCCAGCAAAUCAAGGACCUUAUCGAGAUACCAUUAACAAGACCGCAUCUCUUCGAGCAUUUCGGUUUGAAACCACCACGUGGGAUACUACUCCACGGGCCGCCUGGGACGGGCAAGACUCAUCUAGCUCGUGCCAUAGCCACGUCCACGAAAUCAUCAGUUUUGGUCAUCAAUGGACCAGAGUUGUCGUCAGCCUAUCACGGGGAGACGGAGGCACGACUUCGCGACGUGUUCAAGGAGGCUUGGAAUCGGAGUCCUUGCAUUGUCGUCUUGGACGAAGUUGAUGCGCUAGUGCCCAGACGAGAAGAUGGCCCAGGAGGAGAAGUGGAGAAAAGAGUCGUUUCAACCUUACUCACAAUUCUCGAUGGAAUGGAAGAUAAUGGGAGCCAGGGGCGUGUGGUCGUCAUUGGUACGACCAACCGACCGAAUUCCAUUGAUCCAGCACUGCGAAGACCUGGGAGGUUUGACAGGGAGUUUGAAAUAGGUGUGCCGGACGCUGAGGCACGGCUCGCAAUUUUACAGGUGCUACUUGCUAAGGCGCCUCACUCUAUAUCUGAUGGGGAUCUUCAAUCCAUAGCAAGCCGGGCUCAUGGGUAUGUGGGCGCAGACCUGAAUGCUGUUGUUCGGGAAGCUGGGACCAUUGCAAUCAAACGGUGGAUGAAACACCAAACUUCGCUGGCAUCAGAAGAACCAGGUUCACCUACAGAUCUGAUGUUGAUAUCGGAAGAUCUCGCCGACGCAUUGCCUGCUGUCAGACCGUCAGCUUUGAGAUCGGUCUUCCUCGAAACCGCCCCAGUAAGGUACUCGGAUAUCGGAGGACAAGUUACUGCCACCCAGAAACUCCGUGAAAUGGUCGAGUGGCCCCUACUUCAUCCCGAGGCUUUCAAAAGGCUCGGGGUCCGGGCACCAAAAGGCCUUCUUUUGUACGGCCCACCUGGGUGCAGUAAAACUAUUCUGGCACGUGCGUGCGCGACCGAGAGUGGUAUCAACUUUGUUGCAGUAAGGGGCCCCGAGCUUCUCAACAAGUACGUUGGUGAAUCAGAGCGGGCGGUGCGAGAAAUCUUCAGUAGAGCCCGUGCUGCAUCUCCGUCUAUCAUUUUCUUUGACGAAAUAGAUGCGUUAGGGACAUCGCGUUCCGGAGAAUUAGAUUCUGCACCAUCUCAUGAGGGUGUCUUAACAACCCUGCUCAACGAAAUGGAUGGCGUGCAGGAGUUAAUUGGCGUGACAAUCGUAGCAGCAACGAAUAGGCCUGAUGCUAUUGAUUCCGCUCUGAUGCGCCCAGGCCGUUUGGACCGCAUCUUGUAUAUUGGGCCCCCAGACCAGGCGGGGAGGGAAGAAAUUUUGCGUAUCAGAACUAGAAGGAUGAGCGUCGAGGAAGGCCUCAACAUAGGCGUCAUCGCUUCCAUGACCGAGGGAUGUAGCGGAGCGGAAAUCGUUGGACUUUGCCAGGAAGCAGCGUUGCUGACGAUGCAAAAGGACAUCAACGCACCAUUUGUGCCACAGGGUGCGUUCGAGGCAGCUGCAAGAGCUAUACGCAGACAACUCACACCAGAGAUCAUUCAAAAGUACCACGACUGGAGCGAAAAGGCUGGCUUGAGAAACGCAUAGUAAUGCGAGGCCGAGUGUACAAUGUAACUCCCCACAAAUCUGGGUUUGAGACACAGCUUGACAUCCCGUUGUCGUGAUUCUAGUUUUAACAGUUUCAGUGGUUUCGUUGCUAAACGUGAGUACCACCUCACUGGCAGUUCCCACAGCCAUAUAUGUUACGAUCCCAGUCAAUUGGCUCUAUGGAGGCAUACUAUCCACCUCCAUUGUGUAGCCUCAUUCCCUGGGAAGAUUAACCAUUGGUCUCGUAACAAAUGACUUUGUUGGGCUGUAUCCCCAGUGAAGCCGCGAAGACGAGUCCCAGACACUGGUCUGCACGGUGUAGGCCAUUCGUCAGUGUUAUUCUAAUACAUGUGUAGAUAUAGGUCAGUAGAUUACAACAU
Molecule: messenger RNA, 2774 nt
Organism: Pisolithus orientalis
Lineage: Eukaryota; Fungi; Basidiomycota; Agaricomycetes; Boletales; Pisolithaceae
Product: P-loop containing nucleoside triphosphate hydrolase protein
Exons: 12
Coding region: 7-2394 (795 amino acids)
Cellular component (GO): cytoplasm
Molecular function (GO): ATP hydrolysis activity; ATP binding
Source: RefSeq, a predicted model, not a curated record